Fimicolochytrium jonesii is the source of this 723-nucleotide messenger RNA. RefSeq lists its product as uncharacterized. The transcript has a single exon. The coding region runs from base 1 to 723 and encodes 240 amino acids. Lineage: Eukaryota; Fungi; Chytridiomycota; Chytridiomycetes; Spizellomycetales; Powellomycetaceae. The record is from RefSeq and is a predicted model, not a curated record.
AUGGUUGCCAUCAAGUCUACCGUUCUGGUUAUGGCCCUCAUGGCCGGCAACGUCCUCGCCUCCAGGCCCGUGUUCUCUCGCCAUGAGGACGUGACGGUCGUCUCGCUUGACGACAAGCCCUCCUCCUCCGACAGCACCGCCGCGUUCUCCGGCUACGACUCGUCUCGGGACAAGUCUGAGGGCCACAAAUCCGAGGGUGGUUACUCCGACGACAACGGCAAGAAGCACGGAGGAGGCUCCAAGAAGAACGGCGGUCGCAAGUCUGGCGGGAAGAAGCACCACGGCAAAUCCGCGGACGGUGACUGCUCCGAGGGCACCACCACCACCGUCGCGGCUGCCGGCGAAUCCACCAGUGUCGAGUUUACCAUCGAGUCCAUCGUCCACGAUUCCACAACCGCUGCUGGCGCUGAGUCUACACCCGCCCCGGUCGGCGAGUCCACUACCGUUGAGGCCGGCCGCGAAUCCACAACCGCGGCCGCCGAACCGACAGAAGACUGCCUGGAUGAUGACAGCACCACCACUGCCGCCGGCGCGAUCGAGACCACCGCCGUCGAAUCGCCUGCAUCUAUGCCCACGGACACGGCCCUGCCCAUCGUCUUUGGCGAACCCACUCCUACACCCGCAGCGUCCACAGAGGUCAUCUCCGCGGCAACUUCCCAAUGGGUGUCGGUUGCCGGCGUCUCUGUCUUUGCUGUCAUGGCUGGUUCCAUGUUGCUCUUGUAA